ACUGUCCCCUCCCGGACACUUCUACUAGCCGUCGCAGCGGGACCGCCAGGUCCACGCCCGGCGCGGGACUUAACUCGACAGAGAAGCCGGACAUUUUUGCAGUUAGAUCAUGGCAACCAUAGAAGAAAUUGCACAUCAAAUUAUUGAACAACAGAUGGGAGAGGUUGUUACAGAGCAGCAAACUGGCCAGAAAAUCCAGAUUGUGACAGCCCUUGAGCAUAACACACAAGGAAAGCAGUUCAUUCUGACAAAUCAUGAUGGCUCGACUCCAAGCAAAGUCAUUCUGGCCAGGCAAGAUUCCACGCCAGGGAAAGUUUUUCUCACAACUCCGGAUGCAGCAGGUGUCAACCAGUUAUUUUUCACAACUCCUGAUCUGUCUGCACAACAGCUCCAGCUCUUAACAGAUAAUUCUUCAGACCAAGGACCAAAUAAGAUUUUUGAUCUUUGCGUAGUAUGUGGAGACAAAGCAUCAGGGCGUCAUUAUGGAGCAGUAACUUGUGAAGGCUGCAAAGGAUUUUUUAAAAGAAGUAUCCGAAAAAACUUAGUUUAUUCAUGUCGAGGAUCAAAGGACUGUAUAAUCAAUAAACACCAUCGAAACCGCUGUCAAUACUGCAGGUUACAGAGAUGUAUUGCGUUUGGAAUGAAACAAGACUCUGUUCAGUGUGAAAGAAAACCCAUUGAAGUAUCACGAGAAAAAUCUUCCAACUGUGCAGCUUCAACAGAAAAAAUCUACAUUCGAAAAGACCUUCGAAGCCCAUUGGCUGCAACUCCCACUUUCGUGACGGAGAGUGAAACCGCAAGGUCAACGGGACUGUUAGAGUCAGGAAUGUUUGUGAAUAUCCAUCAGCCUGGAGUAAAAACUGAGUCAGCUGUGCUGAUGACGCCAGAUAAGGCUGAAUCGUGUCAGGGAGAUUUAAGUACAUUGGCUAGUGUGGUUACAUCAUUAGCAAAUCUUGGAAAAACUAAAGGACUUUCUCAAAAUAGUAGUAAAAUGUCUGUGAUUGAAGGUUUAAGCAAUGGUGAUACCUCUUUGUGUGAAUUUAACCAAGAAAUGCAUACCAAUGGUGAUGUUUCAAGGGCAUUUGACACUCUUGCAAAAGCAUUGAAUCCUGGAGAGAGCGCAGCCUGUCAGAGCUCAGUAGAGGGCAUGGAAGGAAGCGUACACCUAAUUGCUGGAGACUCGAGCAUAAGUUACAUCGAAAAAGAGGGGCCACUUCUCAGCGAUUCACAUGUAGCUUUCAGGCUCACCAUGCCUUCUCCCAUGCCGGAGUACCUGAACGUGCACUACAUCGGGGAGUCUGCCUCCAGACUGCUGUUCUUGUCCAUGCACUGGGCACUUUCCAUUCCUUCCUUCCAGGCUUUAGGGCAAGAAAACAGCAUAUCAUUGGUGAAAGCUUAUUGGAAUGAACUUUUUACUCUUGGUCUUGCCCAGUGCUGGCAAGUAAUGAAUGUGGCAACUAUAUUGGCAACAUUCGUCAACUGCCUUCACAGUAGCCUUCAACAAGACAAAAUGUCAACAGAAAGAAGAAAAUUAUUGAUGGAGCACAUCUUCAAACUCCAGGAGUUUUGUAAUAGCAUGGUUAAACUCUGCAUUGAUGGCUAUGAAUAUGCUUACCUGAAGGCAAUAGUACUCUUCAGUCCAGAUCAUCCAGGCCUGGAAAACAUGGAACAGAUUGAGAAAUUUCAGGAAAAGGCUUAUGUGGAAUUUCAGGAUUAUAUAACCAAAACAUAUCCAGAUGACACCUACAGGUUGUCCAGACUACUUCUCCGAUUGCCAGCUUUGAGACUGAUGAAUGCUACCAUCACUGAAGAAUUGUUUUUCAAAGGUCUCAUCGGCAAUGUACGAAUUGACAGUGUUAUCCCACAUAUUUUAAAAAUGGAACCUGCAGAUUAUAACUCACAAAUAAUUGGUCACAGCAUUUGAAAGCUGAGAGCUCAGUAUAAACUUACUGUUUUUUCUCGCACAGAACACAGGAAGACACCAAAUGGAACUCAUUGGUUUCAGGGCAUCUGAAAAUUUUGACUUUAAAGAAUAACAGAAAACCAAAGUAUUUUAAUUUUGACUUUCUUAAGAAGAAUUUUUGAAGUGACUGGAAGGUAGCAGGAAUUAGAAUUUCCCUACCUGUCUUAUUUAAGUGAAUAAGAAAUACUAUGGAUUUACUCCUGGUGAAGAUGAUAACUAGAGCUGUCACCUUUUAACUGUCUAAGAUCUCUCAUUUUAUCAUCUUUGGUAAAGCAAAUAAAUCAGUCUUUUUUUUUUUUCCAGAAUUGUGUUCUAUUCAUGUUUAAUUUCAUUACAAACUAGUAGAAACACUUAAUAUCUGAGGAUGUCCUUUUAUUUUACUCUUCUAUAAUAUAAUCAGUUUUCAUUACUAUGUCAAAAGAUUGUUUUAUGCACAGUGGUGUAAUGAUAACACUAGAGCCAGAGAAAAUAAUAAUUGAAUAUAUUUUUUGUCUUUUGUAAAUAUCACGGCACCCCUAGCCUGUGUCAGUCUCAUUGCUGGCAAUGAGACACAGGUCAUUCGUGAUCUUAAGUUUUUUAGUGGUGUGUAAUGAUUAGAUACAGGCACUUUUUAUUUACAUAUGUAGAAGAAAAUGGUUUUUGAGAAUAAGGUAGGGUUUUAAUACUUUUGCCUCACUGCUGUGUUUUAAAGGUGGUAGAGACGGAUGGCAGACUGGGUGUGGAAGUGUUGCUCUCCCAUCCGCAGAGCACACCUGUCCUCUCCCUGUUUUCUGAUCCACAUGACUGCAGUCUCCUGACCCUUCCACGGGGGUUAGCCAAUUUCUUUUAGGUCAUUAGCAAUACAGUUUGUUAAAUGAUGGGCUUAUUAUAGCCAGUCUGUGUUUUCAAGGUGAGUAAAACAAUGAUUUUACAGCAGUUGAUAAUUCUUAAAAUUAAAAAAAAUCCAAUAUGUAAAGGGAUAUGCACUGGGUUUUUUCCUGCCGUGAAGAGGGAAGAGCCAUUUGAGUAUCAGCCUAGGGCCUUGUUGUUACUACAAGAAAAGCAUUUGAAACUCCUCGGAUAUCUUCCACAGUAAUGUUUUCCUUAGCAAACCCGAUACUGUUAAAUAUUUCUUUGCUCUGAUUUCAUGAUGAAUUAUUUUUGUAUGUCUAUUUGUUGUUUUUUAUUUUUUAACAAAUAUGGGGUUUUCAUUGCACUCAGAGUGCACUUUUUAUAAAGUUUUUUUGCAAUAGAAAAGAAGCUGAAUUUUGUGGAAGGCUAUAGAUUUUACUAAUUACUACUUUAUAAUAAAUCUAAAGUUUAAAGUAUCAACUUACAGUCUACCAACUUAUUAAGGGAAUCUUUUUUCCCUGCUUAAACCAUGAUUUUAUCAAGUUUAUUUACAAUAUCAACUGGGGAAAACUACAUUUACUAUGAAAUACACAAGUGGAAAGUCGGUAGGUUUACCUUUAGAAAUGCUAAGUAGUGAGCCAAGGGUUUAGAUAUAAUGUACUAACAGUCAGUUAACACACAUGUUUCUUGCAGGUACUUUUUCUGAUUAAAUGUGUAAUCAG
This is a messenger RNA of Artibeus jamaicensis (Jamaican fruit-eating bat), 3516 nucleotides long. RefSeq names its product nuclear receptor subfamily 2 group C member 1 (gene NR2C1). Gene Ontology annotation, molecular function: zinc ion binding; nuclear receptor activity; RNA polymerase II cis-regulatory region sequence-specific DNA binding. Lineage: Eukaryota; Metazoa; Chordata; Mammalia; Chiroptera; Phyllostomidae. Gene Ontology annotation, biological process: negative regulation of transcription by RNA polymerase II; anatomical structure development; cell differentiation. Bases 110 to 1924 code for a protein of 604 amino acids. The transcript is spliced from 14 exons. The record is from RefSeq and is a predicted model, not a curated record.